This is a messenger RNA of Molossus molossus (Pallas's mastiff bat), 1891 nucleotides long. RefSeq names its product guanosine monophosphate reductase 2 (gene GMPR2). Gene Ontology annotation, molecular function: GMP reductase activity. Gene Ontology annotation, biological process: nucleotide metabolic process. Gene Ontology annotation, cellular component: GMP reductase complex. The record is from RefSeq and is a predicted model, not a curated record. The transcript is spliced from 10 exons. Bases 401 to 1447 code for a protein of 348 amino acids. Lineage: Eukaryota; Metazoa; Chordata; Mammalia; Chiroptera; Molossidae.
UCCCGAAAGGCUCAGAAAUGCUCCCCGCGUUUCGUUUCGGUGGCGUGGUAAAGAAGAGGAAGGCGGCCAGCUUAGUUACAGCAGAGGUGACGCCUCCGCGAUUCUGAGAGUCCCCAGCGAGUCGGGCCUAGUGUAAAGACUGGGCGGAACGAACUACUUAUCCCGUCAUGCUGGUGGGCAGCUCCGCGCGUUCCACCCUGGGAGUUGUAGUUUCCUGCUCCUCAGACCAACGGCAACCUCGGUGUGUGAACUCUGUUAACCAGAAGCCCUCGCACUGCCACCGCUGAAGCUGGAAUUCCUCGGUUAAUCGUUCUCGCCCGCAAUUAGCGGAACCUGUUCGCGUGGCUCACGAGGCUCAGCGGGGCUUCGCAAGAUUCGUUGCUACCCUGAGGCCCCCACCAUGCCUCACAUCGACAACGACGUCAAAUUGGACUUCAAGGAUGUCUUGCUGAGGCCCAAACGCAGUACCCUUAAGUCUCGAAGUGAGGUGGAUCUCACAAGAUCCUUUUCAUUUCGCAACUCAAAGCAGAUGUACACUGGGAUCCCCAUCAUUGCUGCCAAUAUGGAUACUGUGGGCACUUUUGAGAUGGCCAAAGUUCUCUGUAAGUUCUCCCUCUUCACUGCUGUCCAUAAACACUACAGCCUCAAGCAGUGGGAAGAGUUUGCGAGCCAGAAUCCUGACUGUCUUGAGCAUCUGGCUGCCAGCUCAGGCACAGGCGCUUCUGACUUUAAGCAGCUGGAACAGAUCCUGGAAACUAUUCCUCAGGUGAAAUAUAUAUGCCUGGAUGUGGCAAAUGGCUACUCUGAACAUUUUGUUGAAUUUGUCAAGGAUGUACGGAAGCGCUUCCCUGAACACACCAUCAUGGCAGGGAAUGUGGUGACAGGAGAGAUGGUGGAAGAGCUGAUCCUCUCUGGGGCUGACAUCAUCAAAGUGGGAAUUGGACCAGGCUCUGUGUGUACCACCCGAAAGAAAACUGGAGUGGGGUAUCCACAGCUCAGUGCAGUGAUGGAGUGUGCAGAUGCUGCUCAUGGCCUCAAAGGCCACAUCAUUUCAGAUGGAGGCUGUAGCUGUCCUGGGGAUGUGGCCAAGGCUUUUGGGGCAGGGGCUGACUUCGUGAUGCUGGGUGGCAUGCUGGCCGGGCACAGUGAGUCAGGUGGUGAGCUCAUCGAGAGGGAUGGCAAGCAGUACAAACUCUUCUAUGGAAUGAGUUCUGACACAGCCAUGAAGAAGUAUGCUGGGGGCAUUGCUGAGUACAGGGCCUCGGAGGGAAAGACGGUGGAGGUGCCCUUCAAAGGGGAUGUGGAACAUACCAUCCGUGACAUACUUGGAGGCAUCCGUUCCACAUGUACCUAUGUAGGAGCAGCUAAGCUGAAGGAGCUGAGCCGGAGAACCACCUUCAUCCGUGUCACCCAGCAGGUGAAUCUAAGCUUCAGUGGUGUGAGCUAGGCUUCAGCAGUUCAGUUCUGCCCUCCAAGUCACCAGCACCAAACCAUAGGGCCUCCCAAGCGGGCCCCUCACCAUCCCAGCUACUAUGACUAUCACUUGAUCAUCUCACUCCUGAGAUUUCCUGCAAUAAUGCUAUACUUCUCUAUCUGCACCCGCAAAAUACCCAGGGCGCUUACUGGGGAGGAAGCAAGGAAGGCAGGCUGAGAAAAUGAAGUUAAGAUAAUCAAAUGGGAAUCUGGGGACCCAGCUCCUGAAGAUUAUUAAAAGAAGAAGAUACUGAUUCAUACAACUGUUUUAUAUAUGGCUGUGGUCUUUGGAAGUAGGCUUUUAAAAUCAUGUUUUGCUAAUCAGCUUCAUUAAAUAGGAUCUUUGAAUAUCUGAAAAGCUCUGAAGUGUUAUCAUUUUUAAAAUUUCCCUAUAAAGAGAGAUCCCGAUGACUGUAAA